AGUAAUCCGUCUAUACUGAAAUACAACAGGACCAUUCUGACCUGACAGUUUUUACGGUAUAUAAAGGAAUGCGCCCGAGGAGCUUUUAUUUGAACGUCCGUAACUAAUUCACUCGUUCACAUCUGUCAAAAGAAGAAAAUCGCACAUGAAAUCACAUUUAUCGCAGCAAAAAUGUUGAUUCGAAAGGACAUAGAGAAAGAGGAACUCAAAUAUGGGGGAAACUUUAAAAGCACUAGGUCUUUCAUGCUGUGUAUUUUUACUGAUAGCUGCAUGUUUUGUGUUACCAAUCUCAAUGAUUGUAAUUGGUGCCAAAUACAAAGAUGAUUGUCCAAUUGAGCACAAGAUUCCAAUCUGGUUAAUUGUAUCUGGUGUUGUAGCCUUGUUCCAAGGAAUAUUUGCUCCAGCUUUCCGUAGGAAUGGAAAAUCAGAACGAAACUCCGGUCAAGGUGUUUUUCAGGCAGUUGGUCUUAUCAUCAAUAUUUUUCAAAUUGUUUGGCUAAUUAUUGGAAGUGUCUGGAUUUAUGGUAACUACAAACCAGAUUAUAACAAAUCUGAUGACCAAUUUUUUUGCCACGAAACAGUGUAUUUGUUUAGUUUUUGGAUUCUGAAUGUCACCUACAUUGGUUUGUCUAUCACCUUGUUUAUCUCCAUUGGAUUGUUCCUGUACAAUAGAGGUCUCGCUGGAGACACUCGAACACAGUAACUUUGUAAGAACAUAUUUAUAUUUUUUUCUGUAUAUGUAUUUCUUUAAUUUCUUUAUCUUACUGUAAAAUAUCCAACUCCUCAAGACUUAGAUGAGGGAGAGGGACUAUAUGGUAGAUUAUUUUAACAAUGGGUAUCAAAGCAAUAUGUCUCGGACACAAGCCUCUCGCACUGUAAUUGUCUUCACUACUGUUUGCAACUAACAGAUUUAGGUCAUUCCAUAUGGCCUAACAACCCGAAAUAGCAAGGCAGGGUCAACCUCUGCGGUUGUGUCUGGAGGGGGCGGAAUAGGUUUGUUCCAAACCUUCAAUUUCAUAUUUCCAGCUCCAUCACUGCUCAAGUACAAGUCAUCUGUUCCUUGUUUUUUAUUGGAUUGAAGUACACAAAAAGCACUGUUUGGUUGGAACAAUUGCUUAACUUCAAAUGAUGUUGCAUCAUUAGCCUUUACACAAAAAAUAAAGAAAAUUUAUUUAUCAA
This is a messenger RNA of Dendronephthya gigantea, 1179 nucleotides long. RefSeq lists its product as uncharacterized. The transcript is spliced from 4 exons. NCBI's taxonomy places the organism in Eukaryota, Metazoa, Cnidaria, Anthozoa, Malacalcyonacea, Nephtheidae. The record is from RefSeq and is a predicted model, not a curated record. The coding region runs from base 212 to 703 and encodes 163 amino acids.